AUGCCUCGUGAGUUGACCAAUGAUCAAACGGCCAAGCGACGACGCGCUUCAGAAAAGCUUCUGCAACAAAGCAAAAACGACGAUGUUAUAAGCAGGAUUUUUACGGUUGAAGUGGAUCUCUUUAACAAUAAUAGAAGAAGAUCAAGUUGGUUUAAGCGUGGUGCCGCUCCAAAGCACGUCACAACUCUAAGGAUUGCGCAGAAAGAAGCUGAUUGUAACUGCCUGGUGGUUUAG
Molecule: messenger RNA, 234 nt
Organism: Bursaphelenchus okinawaensis
Lineage: Eukaryota; Metazoa; Nematoda; Chromadorea; Rhabditida; Aphelenchoididae
Source: the annotation of a GenBank genome assembly